GCUGGGUAUCCUCUUCUCGGUCGAAGCGUUCUCCUCGAAGUCGCAGUCGCCUCGAACGAUCCUCUCGCGAAGGUAACGCGGGAUAUCUCGUCAUCUUUUUUCCUAACGAACGCGACCGUACACGAUUAUCGUUCAUUGAACACUAUGGAACACCUACGACGUCUCUUGUUCCUUGCAUGGGUGGCUGUUUUCUGGACCUGUGCCUUGGCUCUUCAACGACCACCGCCCAGAUACUCCCAACAGUACAUGCCGGAAACUUCCUUCACUUGUCGCAACAAGAUCGUAGGAAGCUAUUACGCGGACCCUGAGACCGACUGCCAAGUGUUCCACGUUUGCGUGUCGGUCUCUGGCACUGUUCAGGAUUACAAGUUCUUAUGUCCUAACGACACGGCUUUCGAUCAAGAGAGUCAAACGUGCGCCGAUUGGUACGACGUAGACUGCGAAGCCGCCACUCUCUAUUACGCGAGUGACAAUUUCGACCUCUACCGAAUCGGAUCUGGCCUAGAAUCGCUUCAUUACGACAGUAUUCGUAGCGACGCGGAACCUCAGGAUCAUCUUCAACGUAGCGAGACCAGCGACCCUGUCCGCUCGUCCGCCAACAAUCUCAAUAGAAUAUCCUCCAACAAUUACAACUCGAACGGCAACAGAGAUCUACGCGGCAGCAACACGGGCAAUUAUUACAACAACCGAAACGGCAAGGACGACGAUUACGAGAACGACAAAUCCUACAAGGACGAGGUUAAUCAAGAAACGAAGAAGAAGACGGGAGUCAGGAAGGUUAGCAGAAAGCAACAGUUCAACGACAACGGCAACGGCAACGGCAACGGCAACAAUUACGUUUCAUCGAGCACACCUGCGCCUGCCGUCGUCGGCAAUCAGAACACCUACACGGGUUUUUACAGUGGGAAUAAUUACAAUCAACGAGGUAACGGUUUCGCCUCCUCGACCAGCACCAAGCCUCAAGAUUAUAACAGAAAUCAAAACGUUCAAGGAUACAAUUCACCGUCCUCCACUUAUAAACCGUCCACCAACUAUCAGAACAAUUACAAUUUCCAGUCCCCUAGCACGACGUCCAAGACGACUAUUUACAACGCUUACAACUCCAAUUACAAUCAACAAAAUACCGGUACCUACACUCAGAGCACGACGGCGAAACCGAACAAUUACAACAAGAAUUAUCAGAGUUACAACAACGCUGGCCAGUUCGUACCAUCGACCACUUUGCAACCCAGCACCAAUUUCCAAGUAAACGAUUACACGAAUUAUCAGCGAAAUUACAAUAAUAUUCAACGCGGAAACGGCAAUAACGUACCUUACCAAUCUACCACCGCUGCACCCGUUUACGAUAAUACUUACAGCAACAAUAACAAUAACGGACAAUAUAGACCAGCUACAUCAACCAGGCAAGAGGUUGCUCAGACCACUAAAUAUUUCCCAAGUUUCGCGAGCAGCAGUUACGCGCCGACGACCUACAGUCCAGCAACCAAGAAAUAUAUCGAUAACAGUCAAGCUCAAACCGUAACCAGGAAUACGGAGAACGGGCAAUACUACGAGAAAUCUAGCCAGUCGAUUAAGAGUUCGUCUCAAUAUUACGACAGCACGAAAACUCCGAAAAAGGCAACGCAGUACAAUUACGAUAACAACGGGAAAUAUUACACCGAAAGCAGCACGAGCAAUUACGAGUUCGCGAGAUCAUCCAUCGGAAUCGGAUUCAGCCCUGCGAGUAUCAAUCACUUGGCCGAAACACCGCGAUCCACCACUCCAGUGCCAAGGAGAGUUUCCACCGUGACCACUUACAACCCGAACAGCUACGAUUCGAACACGCAAAAACCAGCGCAACCGCGAACGACUCCUCGAGCGAGCACGUACGUCAGCGGGUCAGCUAGACCCUUCUCGUCGACGUCCAGAUUACCCAACACCACGACGCCUCGACCAAAAUCUGGCAAGAAGAACGAUUACGAUUACGCCUACUACGACAAUACCGCUGGUCUCGAGUACGAUAGUUUGGACUUGGAACACGUAACCGGGACCAAGGAAUCGACGAAAAUCGCGAGGAAUUGAUCGCGAGGAAAAUCGAUUAAUUAGGAGAAUCCAUCCUUGCCACGCGGAUCGUCGUUAGUUUUAAAAAACUUUGGGAAUCGAUGAUGGAUUAUUGUGGCCAGUGUAUCGUCAAAAUCGGUUUUCGAUAAUACAGAGAAAAAGAGAGGGAAACAUUGAAAAUCGAUUUUGUUCUAAACAAUAGACACACAGAGAUCCUAUUUUUUUAUGAAUUUAACCUAACGAAUAUUUCAAUGGAUCUACAUAUAUCUCUCUGAUCUAUCUCUUCUUCCUUUACAGUAUUGUAGGAUAAAGAACUGUGUUUGCAUAAGUUAAUGUUGCGUGUAUCGUUAAAGUAUUAGCAUUAGACAAAUUUUAUAAUAAAGAUGGCACUAUAAUGCCUUAUUAAAAAGAAAACUGCUUUCGAUGAAUGAUUUGUUCGUAAGAAAUUCGCUACUACUUUACCGUCGAAAGAUAAGAAAAAUUUAUUUCAAACUACUCGUAAAUUAUUUGGAAAGUUUAGUGACCACUCUUAUUGUUCGAUAAUGGAUAAUAUUUGAAUGCGACAUAUUUCGCAUGGCAACUUGAAAAAGUAUUUUUACGCUUCGCUCUUACAAAUUAUUGUUUCAUAUACAUGUAAAUAAAGUAUUCGGUAGUAACGUUUACCAUCUUUUUAUUUCGUUCCUUUUAAAUCUGCUUAAUGUAAUUGCC
Megachile rotundata (alfalfa leafcutting bee) is the source of this 2748-nucleotide messenger RNA. RefSeq lists its product as uncharacterized. Gene Ontology annotation, molecular function: chitin binding. The record is from RefSeq and is a predicted model, not a curated record. Gene Ontology annotation, cellular component: extracellular region. Lineage: Eukaryota; Metazoa; Arthropoda; Insecta; Hymenoptera; Megachilidae.